GAAAGUUUCUAGGCAAUUGUGUUUACUUGCUAAUACUGAUUAUUAGAGAAAUCGAAUUUAAUCAAUACCUUUACUGUAAUAUUUUGAACGCCUAAAUAUUAACAUAAUGGCUCCGAAAGCUGGCGGUGAUGCUAUUAAAGCUAAUUCUUCAGUAUAUAAAGAUAAAAGUAAACCUACAGACAUCAGACUGAGCAACAUAAAUGCCGCAAAAGCUGUUGCUGAUGCCAUCCGCACAAGCUUAGGGCCUCGUGGAAUGGAUAAGAUGAUUCAAGCAGCCAAUGGAGAAGUUACAAUAACUAAUGAUGGAGCAACAAUUUUGAAACAAAUGAGUGUUAUUCAUCCAGCUGCAAAAAUGUUGGUAGAAUUAUCUCGUGCUCAAGAUAUUGAAGCUGGUGAUGGAACAACAUCAGUAGUUGUUAUUGCUGGUGCGUUGUUGGAUUCUGCUGAGAAACUUCUUCAGAAAGGCAUACAUCCAACUGUAAUUUCUGAUGGUUUCCAAAAAGCCCUUCAAUUGGCUUUACAGGUGGUCGAAAAUAUGUCAACUCCAGUGGACUUGAAUAAUGAAGAUGCUUUGCUCAAGGCAGCUGCAACAUCACUAAAUUCCAAAGUAGUUUCACAACACUCAACUAUUUUGGCACCCAUUGCAGUGCAAGCAAUUCGAGCAGUAAUGGAACCUAUUGUUAGUGGUGUUGGUGCAAGAGUUGACCUCAGAGAUGUGAAAGUCAUUGAGCGUAUAGGUGGAACUGUAGAAGAUGCUGAGCUAAUCCAAGGAUUGGUCAUUCCGCAUCGUGCAGCCAAUGUGAAUGGCCCUCAUCGCAUUGAAAAGGCUAAAGUUGGUCUUAUACAAUUUUGCAUUUCGCCUCCCAAAACUGAUAUGGACCACAAUGUUAUUGUAUCAGAUUAUGCAGCAAUGGAUCGUGUGUUGAAGGAAGAACGCCAAUAUAUUUUGAAUAUUGUAAAACAGAUCAAAAAAGCUGGUUGUAAUGUACUUUUAGUUCAAAAAUCUAUAUUAAGAGAUGCCCUGAGUGACUUGGCUGUACAUUUCUUAGACAAAAUUAAAACAAUGGUCAUUAAAGAUAUUGAACGUGAAGACAUUGAAUUUGUUUGCAAAACCUUAGGAUGCAGGCCAAUUGCUUCUUUGGAUCAUUUUACAGCUGAAAAUUUAGUCAAUGUUGAUUUGGUUGAAGAAAUAAAUGAACCUGGUGGAAAAUAUAUAAAGAUGACGGGUUGCGGUCAGGGCGGUCGCACAGUGAGCGUAUUGGUUCGCGGAUCGAGUGGCGCCGUGGUGGCAGAGGCAGCGCGAUCUCUUCACGACGCCUUAUGUGCCGUGCGCUGUGUGGCGCGCCGCCCUGCAUUGUUGGCCGGCGGCGGCGCUCCCGAGGCUGCAGCGGCGGCCAGUCUCGCGCGUGCUUCUCUCGCAGCACCCGGAGCCGAUCACUAUUGUCUACGUGCCUACGCCGAUGCUCUCGAAGUCAUACCCUCCACGCUUGCCGAGAAUGCAGGUUUGAACCCAAUUGAGACCGUAACUGAGCUACGAGCCGCUCACGCUGCUGGCGCUGGCGGUGGCGCCGGUGUCAACGUACGCCGCGGACGAGUUACAGAUAUGCGCACGGAGCAUGUGCUGCAACCGCUUCAUGUUACAGCUUCCGCGCUCGCACUCGCAACCGAAACUGUGCGUGCUAUACUCAAAAUUGAUGACAUUAUAAAUACAAUGAAUUAGCCAAAAAGGUGAAGACGAGGAAAUGUAUUUUAACAAAGUAUUAAUCUUUGCUAAUCCACAACAUAAUUAUUUUAACUUAGCUUGAUAUUUAAGUAGGAAGUAACACACCAAUCUGCCACCAAUAAAAUGAAGCAUGAGAAGAUAUUUCUAAGAUAUUCAGCAAGAUACGAUGUGAUCAACCAAUAUUGGCGACGCAUAAACGUCCAGCAGGGUGUUCUCUAUCGAAAAGCACGUAUUUAUCGCAUAGUAAGGGGAAUAAAUCCAUCUUACUCAUCUACUGAGUGGGAAAUAUUAGUUUGUCUAAUCAUGUAGUUAGGAACUUCGUAGGCGAUUGGCUACCGGUAUUCCACAAAGAUGUCCUUUUCUGGGCAACUGCUUCUAUUAUUGGAUAAAUAGUAUUAUUUCGCAUUUUCAAAUAGCAAGUAAACAAUAAAAUUUAAAACCCUUUUCAAUUGAUUAUUUACAUUAUGAUGCAGUUUGUUUCAAAUUUCUUUCUUUAGUUCUUUACUUAUAAUUCACAUGUACAUGCUACAUAAUUUAUUAGGCCAUUAAUAAAUACUUAAAAAUAAAAUUCUGAAAAUUAA
Messenger RNA from Bombyx mori (domestic silkworm), 2304 nucleotides. It is a transcript of the gene CCT4, whose product is annotated as chaperonin subunit 4 delta. Gene Ontology annotation, biological process: protein folding. Gene Ontology annotation, cellular component: chaperonin-containing T-complex. Gene Ontology annotation, molecular function: ATP binding; ATP-dependent protein folding chaperone; ATP hydrolysis activity. The record is from RefSeq and is marked provisional. NCBI's taxonomy places the organism in Eukaryota, Metazoa, Arthropoda, Insecta, Lepidoptera, Bombycidae.